Adineta ricciae is the source of this 1038-nucleotide messenger RNA. The record is from the annotation of a GenBank genome assembly. Lineage: Eukaryota; Metazoa; Rotifera; Eurotatoria; Adinetida; Adinetidae.
AUGAACACCAAUGCAUUCUGUAUCUUUCUUUCUAGAACUAAAUCCGAUCACCGAAAUGAAGAUGCCGGUAUCGGAAGAUCUCAACGACGAAUGUGUCUUUCAUUACCUACUGUUUCUUCUGCUUGUUCAACAUCGUCAACUGCUUCGUCAACAACAACACCAUCAAAAGACAAUAUGGGACACAUUAAUUCCGAAGAUGAAGAUAUUCUUGUAGCAAAAAACUCAAUGCCCGAGGAUGAUCCAAAUGGUAAUACAUUGCACGAUGCCCGAGAAAUUCGCUGGGGUCCUCAACAUGCCGGUGCCAAACUGCUCGCCAGUCAAUAUACGAAAGAAAAACGCAUUCAAGAAAUUAUUUCGAUUAUUCUAUGUAUUAUUUUAAUGGUUUAUAAUUUUUACUUUAUUUGUCGUUACUUCGAUGUUAGAAAUUGGUACCUCAUCAUUCCUUCAGCUCUACUGGGGAUAUUAACAGCAGAUUUAGCAUCAGGUAUUGUCCAUUGGGGUGCUGAUACAUGGGGUUCAGUAGACAUGCCAUUUAUUGGUCGAAAUUUUCUACGUCCAUUUCGUGAACAUCAUAUCGAUCCAACAUCGAUUACGCGUCAUGAUUUCAUUGAAACGAAUGGUGACAAUUUUGCAGUGACCGUUCCUUAUCUUUUCUACAUGGCUCAUAAAUUUACCUAUUGGAACGAAACUGAUAUUAGACGAAUCUACAAUUUUGAGGUCUACAUGUUUCUUCUCGCAAUAUUCGUAUCGAUGACAAAUCAGUUCCAUAAAUGGUCACACACUUAUUUCGGUUUGCCGUCGUUUAUUGUUUUCUUUCAAAAUUAUCAUGUUAUUCUACCUCGUAAACAUCACCGAUUACAUCAUGUUGUUCCACAUGACACAUAUUUUUGCAUUACAACCGGUUGGCUGAAUUGGCCUUUAGAGAUGAUAAAGUUUUGGCCGUGGCUUGAAUCAAUCGUUGAGAAAUAUACGGGGGCCAAACCGCGUUCAGAUGAUUUUGCUUGGGCACAAAAGACAGAAAAAGUUCAUUGCUAUUAG